Molecule: messenger RNA, 1629 nt
Organism: Xenopus laevis (African clawed frog)
Lineage: Eukaryota; Metazoa; Chordata; Amphibia; Anura; Pipidae
Gene: osr1.S
Product: odd-skipped related transcription factor 1 S homeolog
Exons: 4
Coding region: 515-1294 (259 amino acids)
Biological process (GO): pronephros development; urogenital system development; regulation of transcription by RNA polymerase II
Cellular component (GO): nucleus
Molecular function (GO): RNA polymerase II transcription regulatory region sequence-specific DNA binding; DNA-binding transcription factor activity, RNA polymerase II-specific
Source: RefSeq, a predicted model, not a curated record
AGUGUUGGUCAGUGUGAGUGAGUGUUGGUCAGUGUGAGUGGCAGUUCACAUCAGGCAGGGGGAAUAAAGUGAUUCCAGGGAGAGCAGACAGGCAGAAGUUCUCAGUGGCAGUUGCAGGGGCUGGCUGAGCGGGACUAAUGCGCAUGCGCGGUGGCUGCUAGAAAUAAGGAGGCGGCUGGAGAGCAGAUUCAGUAGGUUUCGGGCAGUCUGGUGGGACACACGGACACACAGCAGCACUUCUGUCACAAUGACUUUGUGGGUCACCUGAGCACCUGGGAGAGACCAACCCCAUGCCAACCCCCUGUGCUACUCAUUUGGUACCUUCCUACUUACACCGAUUUUCUUCUGGGCUUAUUGCACCCCAACUGCUGGAGGGACAACGAGGGACCCCUCUGCUCACAUAGGUUUAUUCGGAGUUGGUGUCAAGUUCUCUGCUGGUCGGGCUGUUGCUGCUGAGGAUUUAACUCACCAAAGAACGUUCCUUCUGUGACCCCUGUCUGAGAAAGCCCCAACGAUGGGGAGCAAGACUCUUCCAGCACCAGUGCCAGUUCACCCAUCUCUGCAGCUCACCAAUUACUCCUUCCUACAAGCCUUCAAUGGACUCCCACUGCCAGCAGAGCAGUUGCCCAACCUGUAUGGCUUCAGUGCUUUGCAUGCAGUGCACCUUCACCAGUGGACAUUGGGAUACCCCACCCUUCACCUGCCCAGAUCUUCCUUCUCCAAAGUGCCAGGAGUUUCCAGCUUGGUGGACUCUCGCUUCCAGAUUCCAACUUUCCCCCUCUUUCCCCACAUGAUCCACCCCAAACAGGAGUCCCCAAACUUAUCCAACAAAACCAAACCAAGGUUUGACUUUGCCAACUUGGCAGUGGCAGCGACACAAGAGGAUCACUGUAAGUUGGGCCGGUUGGAUGAUCAAGGAUCUCUCUGUGCAAUGGGUGGACUUCUUGAUGUUACCAAACUCACCCCUGAGAAGAAGCCAACAAGGGGCAGGCUGCCCUCAAAAACCAAGAAAGAGUUUGUCUGCAAAUUCUGUGGGAGGCAUUUCACGAAAUCGUACAACCUUCUGAUCCACGAGAGGACACACACAGACGAGAGGCCUUACACCUGCGAUAUCUGUCACAAGGCAUUCAGGAGGCAAGACCAUCUGAGAGACCACAGGUAUAUCCACUCUAAGGAAAAACCCUUCAAAUGCCAAGAGUGCGGCAAGGGGUUCUGCCAGUCACGGACAUUAGCAGUGCACAAAACGUUGCACACGCAAGUGAAAGAACUCAAACCUUCCAAAAUCAAAUGCUGAACUGACAAGUGAGGGCGACACAAAGGAAAAUAAUAUUUUUAUUUAAACAGCAGACUCUUGCGGCCUCCCAUCAGGCACAGAAAGAAGUGGCCCACAACCUGGCACGGGGCUGGCGGAUAAAACUUGUUUUUUUUUUUUUUCCUUUGCUAUUGGGAACAUUGUGAGGAAGAGGAGAACAGAGCUUCAGUGGCGUUCAGGAUAAACUUUAUGCCAAAAGGUGGUGCUCUCAUGCUAUGGAGGAAUCUUCAGCUUCCAGAUUGUUCUGCCGCUCCAGCGCACAGCGUUUCUGGCACACUCCUCAGUGCUUGGGAAAUAAACCGUAUGAAUUCCUUGUA